Neoarthrinium moseri is the source of this 1137-nucleotide messenger RNA. RefSeq lists its product as uncharacterized. Gene Ontology annotation, cellular component: membrane. The transcript has 2 exons. Bases 1 to 1137 code for a protein of 378 amino acids. The record is from RefSeq and is a predicted model, not a curated record. Lineage: Eukaryota; Fungi; Ascomycota; Sordariomycetes; Amphisphaeriales; Apiosporaceae.
AUGUCGAACCCGGAUCUCGACCGUCACUCCCUCCUCGGAGGCCGUACGGUUCAGUUCAAUGUCUCAACUUCGACACCCUAUUACUCCGAUGCCCCAUCUUCUGCUCCUGGGCCCCUAGAGACCAGGCUCCCAGGCCAUGAAAACUCGGUGCCGCACUACCACGAAGCUUGGCACCGCGAGCUCUUCGAUGUUGGCAUUUUCAAGGACACUAUCUUGCCCAGUCUCACGCUGCACGCCCCUCUGGCCUUGGUGGCAUACGGCAUUGGCCGAGCUACCGAUAGCGUCGAGGCCAAAGACUGGCUUUGGCCCACCGCGCCUAUAGCCAAUGCCUGGUGGUCGGCUGUGGGCCGCAAGGUCAGGCGAGGCCUCACCUUCGGACAGGCUAUGAGCCUGCUCUCGCGUCCCGAGCGCCUACUUCUCACCGGAGUGACCCUAUGGGGCGGGCGCUUGCUCUACCGCAGGUCCACCCGUUCUCUUGCUCGUCGCAAGGCGGGCAAGGGAACCGACGACCCACGUUAUGAGGAGCUCAAGCAGGACCCCAACUUCUGGAACACAGCUCUCUUCACCGUCUUCAUUCCAGAGGCCUUGUUGCAGACUGUCAUCACCCUUCCGUUCACAGCGCCGUUCCAUCACCAGGGCAAGGUGAUCUCAGGAUACCACCCGCUCAUCCAGGGGAUUGCCGUCGGAAUUUUCAGCGCCGGUCUUGCGCUGGAGAUUAUUGCCGAUUCCCAGCUGACGACUUACAAGGAGACGGUCCAGGAUGAGAAGGCAAUCUGCAAGGAAGGAGUAUGGUCUCUUGUCCGCCACCCCAAUUAUCUCGGAGAUGCUCUUGUCCAUUUCUCCUUCCCGCUGUUGCUGUAUGGGUCUGAUCUCCUGGCCCCUAUCGAGAUCCUAGGCAGCAUUGCCAACUACAUCUUCCUUCGCUACAUCAGCGGGGCUAAGAAGACCGAGGCUCACCAAGAGCGACGAUAUUCGCAGUCGAGUCUCGAGAAGCACGCCGACUUCCAGAAGUUCAAGGCGAGCCACAACUCAAUCUGGCCGAGGUCAGAUAUGUUGACAAACAAGUGGCUUUGGACGGUCAUUGGUAUUGGUGCCGCCGGUGCGGCCGUUGAGCAGGUUAUCAACCAACUGAUCUAA